AUGAACACGGUCGCAGUCCCAGUCUCUCAGCAGCUGGAUCCCCACUCUAUUGCCCUCUCCUGCAAACUCGUGCUCAACCACCCCCACCGCGAUGUUGAUCCACCUGCAGCCGGCUCAGCUGCUGCUGAUGAUUCGGACUUGAAGGACAAGCUGAAUAAUAUAAGGAGCAAGGGGAAGAAGAAAAAGGGGCUUGGAGUUCACGCUGAGCUCCUGAUAAGUGCUGAGUCACGUGAGAGGCAUGCUGCAGAAGAAGAAGAACGGCGAGAGAAGGCGAGGAAAGAAGAGGAGGCCAAGGCUUCAAAAGCAGUGAAGACGGCCGAGCACCAGGCCCAAAUGGCGAGGCUCAACGGCACCGAGGUCUUUGCAGGAGCAUUGGGCAGCAAGUCCAAGUCUGACCUCCAGCUCAUUGUGGCAGCACUCAGCCUGAGCAUCGACGGCAAAAGCGAGAGGUCCUUGAUUUGA
Molecule: messenger RNA, 462 nt
Organism: Serpula lacrymans var. lacrymans S7.9
Lineage: Eukaryota; Fungi; Basidiomycota; Agaricomycetes; Boletales; Serpulaceae
Exons: 2
Coding region: 1-462 (153 amino acids)
Source: RefSeq, a predicted model, not a curated record